Messenger RNA from Dibothriocephalus latus, 300 nucleotides. The record is from the annotation of a GenBank genome assembly. NCBI's taxonomy places the organism in Eukaryota, Metazoa, Platyhelminthes, Cestoda, Diphyllobothriidea, Diphyllobothriidae.
CUCAGGCGGCCGUCGGAGAUCGCUUCGACUGUUAGCCAAGACUUCGCCGGCCGUGACUUCAUCCACACUGCCACCACCAGACAGCGAAAAGCGACUGUGGUCAGCGUCACAUGGGCUGGUUUUAUUUACUUUUACCAGAAGGACAAUGCGAGCGCUGUUCAAAGUCUGCCCCAGCAGGGCACAGAUCUUCGACGAUCUCCCCGGCUUGCCGAGAAGGUCUCUCCGGCCCAACCACCGUUGAAGACCCCAUCAGCCAACGAAAAUGGGACAUGGUCAAAAACCCACGGGGUGAAUUUCUAG